AUCUCGUCUCCUCAGGGCUUUUUUUGUACUUUUGUACUUGAUCGUGACGUCGAGCGAUGUCCAGCCCGUGUCUGCUGACCCUCAGAUGAUCCAUGACCACACCUUGAUGCACUUUAUCACCUUUGCGGAGUCUUCCUCCCGCCGCGAACCCCGCAGCUGAUGACCAAAGUGCUUCCCCGCCGUCGCCCCGUGCCACGUGCCUCCUCCCCCAGCCCCUCCCUCAGCCUCACACCCCCGCAGGACGCCCCGGGAUGUUUCAGAGGUUCGCCAGCGCCCUGUUCGGGGACGACGUGGAGGAGCUGAGCCGAUGCAGCCGACCUGGAGACGGCAAGCAGGAGGAGGAGGAUGACGAAGACUGGAUCUUGGUCAACUACCUGGCUGAAGCCUGCUCCAGUCAGUGUGGUGACGGCCUCUCUGGAACCACUGCUGCUCACCAGGAGGAGGAGGAGGAGGAGGAGGAGGAGGAAGAAGACCUGGUGAUGAUCCCCUCUCCGGUGGCCAGCUCCCCCAUCCGCUACGCCUCCUGCACUUCCCUCAACUCCACGGCCGACACCGACCCGGACGGCGUCGCUGAGGAGGACGAGGAUGAUGAUGAGGAUGAGGAGGAGGAGGAGGAGGAGAGCGGGUUCCUGCGCCUGGACGCCUGCUCCCUGGAGGAGAGCUGGUUCGUCACCCCCCCGCCCUGCUUCACCGGCCGCGGCAGCCAGCCCGUCCUCCUGGAGACCAGCCCCCUGGAGAACCUGCUGAUCGAGCACCCCAGCAUGUCCGUGUACGCCCACCACAGCCCCCCCCGACUGACCCUCGACCCCCUGCAACGCUCACUUGACCGGGACUUCUUGUCCGCCAACAUGCCCGCCCCCCCGACAGCCUCAGGUGGGAAGGAGAAGGCGAGACGCACGCUGGACGGCCCCCGUCACAGGCCAGAGGUGGCGGUCGUACAGCGCCGCUCCACCCUCCACUCUGCCUGCUACGCCGCAGCGCUCUCCACCCGCGCCGGCCUCCUGCAGCAGCGCUCGGGAAACACCGCCCAACGCACCCAACCGCUGUCCCGCAACGCCCUGCGACGCCUCAACCUGCUGCUCCCCCCCAAGGCCGGCACCAGGCACCUGCACCAGCCCAGCCAGAGGCACCUGAACUUCUGAGGCCACGGCAACCAUCGUCAUCGUCAUCAUCAUCAUCAUCAUCAUCAUCAUCAUCAUCAUCAUCAUCAUCAACCUCGUUCCUUUAAGCAGUGUGGGAAUCGAACCCUCGCCACCCUCAGUCACACGCCGCUGUUUUCUUCUCGUAUCAAGAAAUCAACACCAGCAACAAAACCUCUGUCAUCAGCCUCCACCUCCACCUGAGCUGUUCUGAUUAUCUGUUCUCUGAUUGGACGGUGAAAUAGGGAAAAUAACAGGUGAUCUCUGUCAUUUUAUCAGCUCAUGUCUCCUCCUCCUCCUCCUCCUCUUCAUCCAUCCAUUCUCCUUCACGUUGAUGCUGAGAAGAAGGGAUGUGAAAGGAGAUGGUCAUCAUGCCCCCCCUCCUCCUCUUCCUGUUGUCCACAUUUUAUCCUCUCUCCCGAUGGACCAAUUUGUGUCCAAUCACAGAGAGGACGAGUCGCCAC
This is a messenger RNA of Seriola dumerili (greater amberjack), 1603 nucleotides long. It is a transcript of the gene tp53inp1, whose product is annotated as tumor protein p53 inducible nuclear protein 1. The transcript has 3 exons. Lineage: Eukaryota; Metazoa; Chordata; Actinopteri; Carangiformes; Carangidae. Bases 252 to 1142 code for a protein of 296 amino acids. Gene Ontology annotation, biological process: autophagosome assembly; positive regulation of DNA-templated transcription. Gene Ontology annotation, cellular component: nucleus; autophagosome. The record is from RefSeq and is a predicted model, not a curated record.